AUGGGAUUAUCUUCAAGAUCAAACACAGAUUCAACACACGAUUUGUUGCAAUUCACUGUUAACUGUAAUUAUUCAGCGGACAACAUCUACACUGUUGACAAUAGCACGACGUCAAACUCCAGCGACCCAAACGACACUCCCGACGACAACUUCGAGAACAUCUGCGGCAACUCAACUCUUCUGGAUAACGAAUUCCUCCUGGGACUUGAUGUCGUACGCUACGGACUGCCGGUCAUCUACAUCCUCUCCAUCCUCCUCUCCAUGUCCGGUAACUUGUUCUGGAUCAUCUUCAUGUGGAAGUCCGCCAGAUGCGGUCGAUCGUCGAACGUCAUACUCAUCCUCAACCUUGCAGUUUGUGAUCUGAUUAAAGCAACCGUGGUGGCACCUCUCAGAGUCAUUGAACUUUAUCUUUCUCGAUACCAGUACCACAGCAGUGAUGGCAUGGAUUGUUGUAGGUCGAUGAACUUCUUCACGUUGUUCCUGGCUCUCGUUGGCUUCCAUUCCGUGGUCGCUAUCAGCCAGGAGAGGUUGGUCCUCAUCUCGUUCCCAUUCUAUGCUAGGAAGUGGUUCAGUAGGAAUGUGGCUCUCGUCACGAUAUCAGUCGUUUGGGCAAGUUCCUUCUUAGUUUCGUUACCGUUUUCGCUGUUGUACUCCAGAACGAUAACGAUUUCACUUCCCUAUGGCGCCGUGUUCCGCAUGUGCUCGAUAAGUUUCUUCCAUUCGGAAGCUGGCACAGGGAUCAAAGUCUACACGCUCGUCAUCACUAUUUUCUAUUAUUUCAUUCCAGUGCUAGUCGUUUCGGUCUCGUACAUUAAAAUUUUCAUCACCCUACACAAAGCCAUAAAUAAUUUGACAUGCACUACUAUCGACACUCCAGAAAGGAUCACAACAAAAUAUUCUGACAUGAAAAUUGAAAACGAGUCAAAUUCAAACAAACAACUAGUAAGCCCGAUAAGCAAAGAAAACUCUUGCGUUCGGGUGGAUCAACAUCCGUGGAAAACAUCAUCAGUAAGCACUCUGAAAAUAAUUCAACGUCGAAAAACUUUGGCUCAAAUGAUGCUUGUUGUGGCAGUUUGUUUCAUAUUCUUUCAAGGACCAAUCUUUUUCCUCUACUUGUACCUCAGUUUCGGAUACAAAAUUGAAAGAAAUGCCGUCUUCACGCUGAUCUUGUUCAAAUGGUUUCCGAUGGUGAGCUCCAUGAUCAAUCCGUUCGUCUACUCCACUGGUUGGAAGAGUAACUAUUGUGAGGUUGACAUCUACUUAACCGAGAAAGAGAACAAAAAACCAGAUCAGUAUUUAUUCUGCUAA
Helobdella robusta is the source of this 1308-nucleotide messenger RNA. RefSeq lists its product as hypothetical. The transcript is spliced from 2 exons. Bases 1 to 1308 code for a protein of 435 amino acids. Gene Ontology annotation, biological process: neuropeptide signaling pathway. The record is from RefSeq and is a predicted model, not a curated record. Gene Ontology annotation, molecular function: neuropeptide receptor activity. Gene Ontology annotation, cellular component: membrane. Lineage: Eukaryota; Metazoa; Annelida; Clitellata; Rhynchobdellida; Glossiphoniidae.